AUGGGAAAGCUACAGCUCUGUCCAGUAGAUUGGAGCAUCCCCGCGCUGACAUUUCCAACAAUGGAUGAGGAGGCAGUGGCCUACUCCUGGAGGGAGGGGGUACGACGACGUGGGGACGGGCCGUCGCUGUCGGACGAGAACGAGGAGGAGUUCUUCUCCAUGUUCCUCGACGCCGAGAAGCUCAACGCGCAGCUGCGCGAGGCGUCGGAGACGGAGUCGUCGUGCGCCUCGGCGGGCGCCGGCGCGGGGCCGAGGCCGCGCCAUCACCACAGCCAUUCCAUGGACGCGUCGAGCUCUUUCGACGCAGAGCAGCUGCUUGGGGCGCCGUCGGUGGAGGGGAUGUCGACGGUGGAGGCCAAGAAGGCAAUGUCCAACGCAAAGCUCGCAGAACUGGCGCUUGUCGACCCAAAGAAGGCAAAAAGGAUUUGGGCUAAUAGACAAUCGGCGGCCAGAUCGAAAGAAAGGAAGAUGCGGUAUAUUUCUGAACUUGAACGGAAGGUGCAAACCCUGCAUGCAGAAGCAACAACAUUGUCAACCCAGCUGGCACUUCUACAUAGAGACACUGCUGGGCUCUCUACCGAGAACAGCGAACUGAAGAUGCGCCUGCAGAACGUGGAGCAACAAAUCCACUUACAAGAUGCUCUGAAUGACGCACUGAAAUCUGAGCUGCAAAGGCUGAAGAUGGCGACGAGCCACAUGGGCAACACCGUUGGGGGAAUGAUGAACUUGAUCGGCCCACCCCCGCCGCACUCUUUCGGAGGGAACCAGCCAAUGUUCCACAUUCAGGGCCAGGCUGCAAUGCAGCCAUUGCACCAGAUGCAGCAGAUUCACCCUCAGCACCAGCAGCCGUUGCUGCAUCCGCUGCAACUGCAAGCACAGCAGCUGCUGUUGCAGCAGCAGGCUUCUGCUGCACCACCACCCAACCCGAAGAUGAAACGGGCCAUCUCCGCUCCGAACCAGUGGAUUGGUGGGUGGUGCGGAUGUUUGUUGAAGGAAAAUGUUACCAACUCAUGCAGAUUCUUCGGAUUUGAGAACUUCUGGGGUCUACAGGUGCGGAUGUCUGUUGAAGGAAAAUGUUACCAACUCAUGCAGAUUCUUCGGAUUGUUUUCUUUGUUUUGAUCUGGGGCCUUUUCAUCGUGGAUUCAUGGUCACUUUUGGUGACUGGCAAGUUUUAA
Triticum turgidum subsp. durum (durum wheat) is the source of this 1176-nucleotide messenger RNA. NCBI's taxonomy places the organism in Eukaryota, Viridiplantae, Streptophyta, Magnoliopsida, Poales, Poaceae. The record is from the annotation of a GenBank genome assembly.